Myxocyprinus asiaticus (Chinese sucker) is the source of this 3005-nucleotide messenger RNA. RefSeq names its product rho guanine nucleotide exchange factor 25-like. Gene Ontology annotation, molecular function: guanyl-nucleotide exchange factor activity. NCBI's taxonomy places the organism in Eukaryota, Metazoa, Chordata, Actinopteri, Cypriniformes, Catostomidae. The record is from RefSeq and is a predicted model, not a curated record. Gene Ontology annotation, biological process: axon guidance. The coding region runs from base 48 to 1835 and encodes 595 amino acids. Gene Ontology annotation, cellular component: cytoplasm; plasma membrane. The transcript has 15 exons.
CACAGUGCCAUGCUGCAGGUUGGUACGGCACUGUUAACUAGGCUGGUAUGAAGGGGUGUUGUGCCUCAGGGGGGUGUGGCUGUGCGCACCUCUGUCAGAAAGUUCUGGGCAGGUGUGGGUGCUGCUGCUUCAGACAGCAAGAGUCAUACACGUUGACAGCGCUCAGUGAUGUCUCCUUGCCUCCUGAUACACCUUCAACUCCCAUCUCUAUUGAGAACCUCUCUCCAGUCUCACCCAGCAUCAGCAUCUGUAAUCAGCCUCUCUCCACUAGUCGGCCAUCCACAACUCCCCAGCUCUCUGUCAAGGCCCUCAAGAGAUGGUUGAGCAGCCCAGUUCGAAAGCUGAGUCUGGGAGGAUGUGGGAAGAACUCAAAGGUUAUUCAGUGCCCAGAAGGUUCAGCCUACAUGCUCCUCUCUCUCUCAUCUUCCCAAAGUUCAAUGAGUCCCAUAGAGAAGUCCAAAAAUCUGCCCCACUCCAACAGAUCUUUGGACUGUGGUGAACUUUCAGGACCAACCUCUCCUGACAUUCCCUAUUACACCAGCUACCUGAAUGAUCUACUGCAGAGACAUCACUCUUGUAAUGUGCUUCCUGGGAAGAGUUGCUCCUCUGUGACUGACGAGGCAAGUGUCCAAUCACAGGACAUAGAAGAUGAUGAAGAAGAGAGAAGAACUGCCUUAGAGAAAAGCAUCUAUGUGCUGACAGAGUUGGUUGAGACGGAGCAGCUUUAUGUGGAGGAUCUGGGGCUGGUAGUUGAGUCUCUGUUAUUUCUUGUUCUCUCUCGUUCACACCUCCAGGGUUAUAUGGCCACAAUGAACAGUGUUGGUGUUCCUGAGUAUUUGAAGGGGAAGGAUAAAAUUGUGUUUGGGAACAUUCAUCAGAUCUAUGACUGGCACAAAGACUUCUUCCUUGGUGAGUUGGAAAAAUGUGUGUCUGAACCUGACCUGUUGGCACAACUCUUUAUUAAACAUGAGCGGCGACUCAACAUGUAUGUGGUCUACUGUCAGAACACGCCAAAGUCAGAGCACAUUGUUUCAGAGUACAUUGAGACUUAUUUUGAGGAACUGAGACAACAGCUGGGUCACAGACUGCAGUUAAAUGACCUACUCAUCAAACCAGUUCAAAGAAUCAUGAAAUAUCAGCUGCUGCUAAAGGACUUCUUGAAGUACUACACUAAAGCAGGCAGACAAACAGAAGAGCUUGAGAGAGCAGUGGAGGUAAUGUGUUUUGUUCCAAAGCGGUGUAAUGACAUGAUGAAUGUUGGAAGACUACAGGGUUUUGAGGGCCAGUUGGGGGCACAAGGGAAACUCCUGCAGCAGGACACCUUCACUUUCAUUGAGCAUGAGAACAGCAUCCUCUCCCGUCCCAAAGAGAGACGGAUCUUCCUCUUUGAACACCUUGUUAUCCUCAGUGAGCCAGUUGACCGCAAGAAAGGCUUUUCCCUGCCAGGAUACAUCUUUAAAAACAGCAUCAAGGUCAGUUGUUUGGGCAUUGAGGAUUGUUGCCCUGAUGACCCUUGUCGGAUGGUGUUGACAUCUCGAAAUGUUGAUGGAAGCAUGCACCGAUUUGUUCUUCAUGCAUCAUCACCAGAAAUCAGACUAUCCUGGGCAAAUGUCAUCAUACAGAUUCUGGAGACACAGCAUAACUUCUUAAAUGCCCUGCAAUCUCCUAUUGAAUACCAGAGGCAAGAAAUUAAAUCCCUUAGUCCUAGAAAGAACAUGACAACAUCACCUUCACUGAACUCUGGCCUGAGACCCCAUAACUCUGCCUCCAUAGACCGACAGCUUCUGCCCUGCCUGUGCUCCUGGAAUUCUUUACAUACCUCUGUAAAUGACUAAAAGCUUUCUGUCUGUCUUGAGAAGGCACCCGCUCAUCUUCCUUUGCUAACCUGAGCAGAGGCCUGUCUACAGGAUAUAAGGGAUAAUCCUAGUUAUGUCCAGUAAAGCUGAAUUAUUCUUCAGCCUGCCAUUUCAAAUUGAUAAUUCCGCACCACACAAACGGUAAAUCUAUCUUAACUGUCAGUUCCAUUUCAAUGGCACAAUUUUGACCCAGAUGUAAUGGAACAUACAUUGUAAUAAGCAAUCAUUUGUAGUUUCUACCUUGAGACAUUUCAGCCUAAUCAGGCCCUUAAAGGGAUAGUUCACCCAAAAAUAAAAAUUCUCUCAUCAGUUACUCACACUCACCACUUACUAUGAAUUGAAGUACCUUUUUCUUUACUCUAAAUCUUCACUUUCACUUUUACAUUUGAAAGUCACAAUUGGUGCCUGUUUAGUUUCACGUUCACAUCUGAAAGUGAAAGUUAAAGUUAAGAUUUAGAGUAAAAAAAAAAAAAAGAUUUUUUUGUGAAUGUUUCCUUUAUGUGAUUUUUGGAGCUACAAAGAUCUGAUCACCAUUCACUUGCAUUGUAUGGACCUACAGAGCUGAGAUAUUUUUCUAAAAAUCUUUGUGUUCUGCUGAAGAAAAAAAGUCAUACACAUCUGGGAUGGCAUGAGGGUGAGAAAAUGAUGAGAGAAUUUUUAUUUUUGGGUGAACUAUCCCUUUAAAAUGACUUGCAUUGUUGUAACCUGAUUUAUUCAGGUUGACUCUGUCAUAUUAAAUCAUUUCUUUGACUUGAAUAUAAACAAUCCGAGUAUGUUUUUCUGAGUAUAUUUUAACUUAAAAGGAAUUUAAGAAAUGGGUUGUGGGAUUAACUUUGUGUCAUUGACAUGAUAUUGUUCAUGGAAGGCCGAGAAUUAUAUCAAAGAUUAGAGUAUAUGUUUAGCUAUUGACAAUGAUAUCUAAUUUUGAUACAUUGAACAGAUUGAAAUUGUGAGUGGGGAGCUAUCUUUAUUUCUUAGUUUAUGUUGUAUAAUGUGACCUAGAGGAAAAUUUGAGGUAUUUGGCAUGUCAGGUACUGUAACUUACACAAGUGUGUGUACUUGAUCCUCUUGUAAAAAGAUAUAGAAGAUCUACAUAUCUAUCUAAUGUUUUACAAUCUCUCUGUAUUUCAAUCCUUUCGAUUAAAAGAU